Cuscuta epithymum is the source of this 3531-nucleotide messenger RNA. The record is from the annotation of a GenBank genome assembly. Lineage: Eukaryota; Viridiplantae; Streptophyta; Magnoliopsida; Solanales; Convolvulaceae.
UUUAAAAUUUCAACAACAAACAAACAAACUAGGACACAUCUAGAGAGAGGGUGUCUGAAAAGGUCUAUCUUUCUGUUUAGGCUUUCAUAUUCCAUGUGAAAGCUGCUGAGAAAAGGUUAUUUGUACUUUGUUUCUGGUGUUAUGUGUUCUCGGCAUCUUUUACAGUCAGAUUUUGCAAAAGGUUAGAUUUUCUGACCCUUUUCCCUUUUUCCUUUUUCCACCUGAAAUAUGGUUACUUUUUUCUCUAUCGAUCUCCUUCUGAUUUGGUGAAAAUUUUCGAGUUUUAAUGAACACCAAAGCUAUCCUGUUGGUUUUUUUUUGCCUUUGAAUGUAAUGAAAGCUGGAGUGGCUCAAAAAUUGAUUUGUAUAUUUGGCCAGCAGGACUAAACAAUUCCAGCAUAUACAGGAAAUAAUUGAUGCUAUUUUUUCCAGCUGAAAUGCUGAGAAUUAUAUCGUAGAAGACUUCGGGGGCUUGGAUAUUGAAGAAAAGAGAAGGGAAUAAUAAGGAUGGGUUAUAUGUGUGAAUUUUGCGGAGAAGAGAGAUCUAUUGUAUACUGCCAGUCUGAUACUGCUUGUUUGUGUCUGUCCUGUGACCAAAAUGUUCAUUCCGCAAAUGCCCUCUCGCGCCGCCAUCUCAGGACACUUGUAUGUGAAAGAUGUAACGGGCAACCCGCUUUCGUUAGAUGUAUGGAGGAAGGGGUAUGUCUAUGCGAGAGUUGUGAUUGGGCGGGGCACUCGGGUGGGUCAACCCACAAGAGACAAGCAGUUAGUUGUUAUUCGGGCUGUCCUUCGGCUUCUGAGCUUUUGGCGAUGUGGUCUUUUUGCUCUGAAUUCACUUCGGUCAGUGAUGAUUUCGCUUGUGAACAGGGAAUGGGUUCAAUGUGCAUCACUGAUAGCCAAGGAGCACCUGAAAGGAAUAACAACUUCAAUGAAGAUGUGGGUGAAGGCGAAGACAUAAAAUACGAGAAUAUUCGAGUGGUGCCACAAAACAGAGCUACCAGCUCCGCUUCAACCAAGGUUUGCUGUUCUGGAACUAAAGGUCAGAGUUUCUGCGAAGAUGGUUCUUUUAAUAUGGGUUUCGAUGUGGAUGAAAUUGAUAUUGGUUUUGAAAACUACGAAGAACUAUUUGACAUGUCUCUUAACAAUCAAGAAUGCAUGUUUGAAGAUGACCUGUUCAACACGAAUGAUAUUUCCAGUUCCCAGGGGAAAGCAAUGCAACCAACAUACAGCAAUGCUGAUUCCAGAACAGAACCUAAUCUUUGUUACACCAGAGAGGGCAUUACGGAGGAUUGUCAUCAGGACCGUGUUGCUUCCUCGAUGAUCCUCAUGGGAGAGCCACCGCCGUGGACCUCCCCGGCUUCUGAUAAUUUAAUGCCAUCCACUAUUAGGAGCGAUGCUGUGUUACGCUACAAAGAAAAGAAAAAGACGCGCAAGUUUGAAAAGCAAGUUAGGUAUUCGUCGCGCAAGGAAAGAGCUGAUGUUAGACGGCGUGUGAAGGGGCGAUUCAUCAAGGCUGGUGACGCUUAUGAUUAUGAUCCACUCACCCCUACCAAAAGCUACUGAGUAUAAUUUUUCAUCUUUACAUAUGAAGGAAAAGACACACACACACACACAUCCAAGCAGAUAUAUCUGGAAGAACUUAUUAUGUAUUUUUUUUUUUGAACUGGUGGUAGGUAUUUUCAUUCUUUAUCGGGGAAUCUCAAUCUGAUCUCAUUUUGAAUGGAGAAUAUUGGGUAUAUCUCCCUCAUGGGUGAGCAUAUGAUUGGGCGCAGCCGAGGUUUUCUUACAACAUCGCCACAGAUAUGAUUACAAAAGAAAAGGUUGGAUGACAUGAUGUUUGGCCAUUGACAAAUGAACAUGCAAUCAUGGAGUUUUGGGCAUUUUGCAUUGAUUUAAAUCACAAGUUGUAUGCUUAAGUGUCUGAACUUGUAUGCAUCAUCGAACUACUCGAUCUCUUGGAUGGAUUCAGUCUCGGGUUCGGCUUUGGAAGAUAGAAGUACUGUAAUUUUUGCCUUAUAUUUAUUCAUGUCAUGCAUCAUCUUACCCACAUUGUGCAAUAUGUAGGAGUUCAGUGUAUGUUGCACACAGUGGCGGAGCCAGAGAUUUUUCAGAGGAGGGGCAUACUUAAGACUAAGAAUUUUGUGUCUUUGCUCAAAACUUAAUAAUAAAAACAAUAAAAGCUUAAUACAUUAGCACAUAUUAGAUCAUUACAUACUGAUUGAUUUAUGUCUAUAAUCUCGGUAGAUCAAUUUUAUAAUUUGUUCAAAAUGUUGUAUAAUAACUUUAUGUUGGAAAAACACGACCCUAGCCUUUUUCAAGAUCACGAGCUCAUAGACUCUUGUACACUUAUAUAUCCACACACUCACAAUACGAAGACUAGAUCUGACAAUAUCACUUUGUAUUAUUCCCAUUCACUUUUUGUAUAUGAGACUACUUCAGUCUACCUAAGUUGAUCACAUACACUACGUCAAACGAUACCUUUGAGCCUUCUUUUCUCACAAGAAGACUUUCACUCUCCUCUUUGAAGAAGACUCUCACUUUCACUCGCUCAAGAGCUCUCAUCAAUGUUCUCAUAUAAAUGAGAAGCUUCUCUAUAAAUCUCAUCAAAGUUUCUCCAGAAUUUUUUAUACACCACUACACAUCUAGAUUCUUCCAAAAAGUAUCCACAAGCUUCUCUUAUCUUUUGGAAGUAUUUAGAAAACCACACAAUUCUUCAAAAUGCUCUAGAGGCUUCCACAUGAUUUUAGUAAGCUCCACAUUUCUCUAAAAAAAAAACCCUACAUUAUUAUUCUAGAACACUCAACACUUCUCUACACACAUAUAUAGAAUCUUGGAUGCUUUAAAAAUUCUAAAAUUCUCAUGAAUUUCUCCACCAAGGAGGGAAUCCAACAUAGUCUCGAGAAUGUUUUGAUGAUAUUUUUGUUACAAGAAAUGUGACAAUAUAUUCGUCAUACGCAACACUUUCUUGCUCACUAUAACCACGAAAAGCUAAGACGUGUGUCAUUUAAUGUUUAAAACAAUCCACACUUGCAUUCAAAUGAGUGUGGUAUGCUACAGUCAAUACUUGUAUUCUUAGAGACACGUACGUUUCCUGAAAGACUUUGUCUUUUAUUUUAACACUUAACCUAAAAUUAUCCUUAAAUAGUAUUUAUUUUUGAAAAAAGGAGGGGCAUUAAAUAUAUUAUAGGUAGUAGUACUAAAGAAAUUUGCCCGAAGCGGGGGCGCUUGCCCCCUCAUGCCCCUCCCUAGCUCCUCCACUGGUUGCACACCCCCCCCCCCCCAGGCAUUAUUUUUAAUAACUCCAUAUUAAUUUUCUGUUUUGUUCCAUAAUGUGUGAAACAUGGGGUUGAUGUAGUGUUUUUGCGAUUCAAAAUAGGAUAAAACUACAUGAGAUGCUCAUUAUAAGACCAUGUUAUGUUUACAUAGUUGCAAUUCAUUUCCGGUACAAAAAGAAACACAGAUGUAAUGCAUAUUGAGCCAUUGGUAAUUUGUCGCCAGAAAUCGCCCAGUACCAUAUAUGGUAAGGCCUCG